AUGGAAACCCCGAUUGCCUUGGUGGUCUCAAAUGCAGAACAAAAAGCAGCCGAUCUCGAGGCUGGUUCCAAUGCGCCGACCAUCACCACCACUGAUGAGAACGUUGUCGACUGGGAAGGCCCGGAAGAUCCUCAAAACCCGCUCAACUGGUCGCCAAGACUGCGGUACGGACAUGUGGUCAUUGCAUCUCUGUUCUCCCUCGUCGUCAACCUUGCCGCCACGAUGAUAGCGCCCGGCAUGGAAUACGUCGUCCGAGACAUCCACAUCACCAGCCAAACCAUCGGCACACUAUCCGUCACGAUAUACCUUCUGGGCUUCGCCUUGGGCCCCCUCAUCAUCUCUUCCGCUUCCGAGAUGCACGGCCGCCUCAUCGUAUACCACAUCUGCAAUGUCCUGUUCAUUGCUUUCAUAGUCGGCACAGCUUUAAGCAAGAAGGUGCCUCAGCUUCUCAUCUUCCGCGUUCUGUCUGGCGUUGCAGGGUCUGCUCCGAUGACCAUUGGAGGCGGUACAAUCGCGGACGUGAUUCCCUCAGAGCACCGGGGUCCUGCUGGAGCGCUGUUCGCUCUUGGACCCCUGAUGGGGCCGAGCAGCGUCAUUUCACUCGUAGCUCUGGCGUUUCUCCGAGAGACUCAUCCCAACAUCCUGCUUUCCCGCAAAGCCGAUCGUCUCCGCCGCGAGACCGGCAACCAGGAGCUGCGCUCAAAGCUGGAUCGCCGCCUCACCUCAUCCCAAAUCCUGAUUGGCGCCUUUGUCCGAACCGGAAAACUCUUGACCUUCUCUCCCAUAGUCCUCAUCAUGUCUCUCUACGUCGGUCUCGUUUUCGGCCUGCUGUACCUCCUCUUCACCACCAUCACUCCCAUCUUCCAGGGGGUCUACGGUUUCAAAGCCGAACUCGUAGGUCUGGCCUACUUGGGCGUCGGCAUUGGCGAGUUGACAAGUCUCAUCGUCUUUGGCACACUGAGUGACCGAGUAUCGGCAUGGCGCACAAAGUCAGAGGGGCGGUCCGUUCCCGAACAUCGGCUCAUUUUGAUGAUUUGGUUCGCCCCCGUCAUGACCAUUGGUUUCUUCAUCUAUGGCUGGACCGCGCAUUACCAGGUGCACUGGAUCGCUCCCAUCAUCGGCACUUUCUUCAUCGGGUUCGGAGCAUUCUUCGUCAUUCUACCUGCGCAAAUCUACCUGGUCGACGUAUUCGGCUCUGAGGCUGCCGCGUCAGCCCUCGGCGCAAACAUCCUAUUGCGCUGCCUCUUCGGCGCCUUCCUCCCUCUUGCAGGCACAAAGAUGUAUGAGACGCUCAACUACGGUUGGGGCAACACUCUCCUUGGCUUCUUGUCCCUGGCUUUCGUACCCGCCCCGAUGUUCUUCUACAAGUACGGAGGUUGGCUUCGCAGCAAGACAGCCACGAGUUUGUGA
Messenger RNA from Colletotrichum chrysophilum, 1410 nucleotides. RefSeq lists its product as uncharacterized. The transcript has 4 exons. The record is from RefSeq and is a predicted model, not a curated record. Bases 1 to 1410 code for a protein of 469 amino acids. Gene Ontology annotation, biological process: transmembrane transport. Gene Ontology annotation, molecular function: transmembrane transporter activity. Lineage: Eukaryota; Fungi; Ascomycota; Sordariomycetes; Glomerellales; Glomerellaceae.